This is a messenger RNA of Trichoplax adhaerens, 579 nucleotides long. RefSeq lists its product as uncharacterized. Bases 1 to 579 code for a protein of 192 amino acids. Gene Ontology annotation, molecular function: protein tyrosine phosphatase activity. The transcript is spliced from 8 exons. The record is from RefSeq and is a predicted model, not a curated record. NCBI's taxonomy places the organism in Eukaryota, Metazoa, Placozoa, Uniplacotomia, Trichoplacea, Trichoplacidae.
AUGGCUGGCCUAACGUUAAAAGUCAAGGCAAGAAGUGAGAAAGAUAUUUCGGUACGGUUAGGACGCUCCAUAAUUGCUUCAGGAAAUACAAAAGUGGAAUUUAAAUUGCAUUCGAGGGGAACACUAUCGGAGCAAAUGGUCAAGGAUUAUCGUGAAUUAAACUUGAUUUCUACUUCAAGAAAUCAAGUAUAUGAUUCUUCGUCCGACGAUGAAUCAAAUGACGAUCAGCAAGCUCGAUCUUUAUCAAUAUCUUGGAUUAAACCGGAGUAUUUACAAAUCGAUAACGAGAGAGCACUUAUAGGAAUUAGUGAGCUUCCCGGGUGUAGAUAUAGCAUUGUUCGCCGAAGCAUUGAAGAUGAUAUUGUUGCCUGUGCUUUAUUACUGGAAAUGAACCCACUUCUAAGUGCUGAAGAAGCAAUACAAGUAGUUAGAGAUAUACGUGGCAAUGCGGCUAUACAAACCGUUGCUCAAUAUAACUUCUUGAUGGAAUACAAAACGGAAGCCACAAGUGGGCCGGGCCCUACUGGCUCUAUGAUAGAUCCUAGACCAAGCGACACCUGGCAGUCAGUUAUUAGAUAG